AUGUCGUGGAUAUCGGAUAUCUACGUCACUGUAGCAAUGGUAUUCAUCAAGCUCAUGGUAUAUGCAUAUGAGUACUUGACGCUACCAAUUUAUUUCAUGUUCAGCAAGACUGAGUAUUUUAUGCCAUUCCCUGAAGACGAGCAAACUUAUUUUAAAAAGUUUGCUGCCGAGGAGUCGCGAACUCUAAGCCUUCCAGUGGUCCAGGGCGAUCCGAGCUCUCCAUGGCGUGCUGUGGAGUACAUUGACAGCCUGGCCACUGUUGCACUGCCUGGAUGUCCUACUCUUGCUGACCUUUGGCUUCGUACAAUUAAGUUGUGGCCAAACAAGCCCGCUCUUGGUACCAGAGAAAUCUUGGAAACUGACUAUGAGGUCCUUCCGAAUGGUAAGAAAAUGGUAAAACUUACCAUGGGUGAGUAUGUAUGGGAAACGUAUGUGGAAGCUGAGCGUCGUGUCUCAGCUCUCGCAAUGGGACUGUGGAACCUAUUGGGCCCUCUUGAUGAAAGUAAGAGAAAUGCUGAUGGUUUUCCCACACCGCUCGUCCUCUUUUCUGAAACACGUGCCGAGUGGCUCUACGCGGCGCAAGCGUGUUGGCGUCUCAAUAGGCCAGUAGCCACCCUUUAUUCCAGUCUUGGUGACGAUGCUAUUGUCCAUGGGCUGGAGCAGACUGAGGCUUUUGUCGUCUUCACCAGUGAUGAACUCCUCUCUAAGGUCGUAAACUUGUUGCCACGCUGUCCUCUUGUGAAAUACGUCAUCUUCUUCUCAAAUGGAGUCAUCCAAAAACACACCAAUAAGGACAUUGAGGACUUAAGUCGAUUCAACGAGACAGCCCGUCUUUCUGUCGAGGCAGCUCGAAAGGCUAUACCUGAAGGUGUCAAGUUGUAUGAUAUCCUCGAGCUUGAAGAACAGGGCAGGAGUGCCUUUCGUCGGGAAAAUCCUACAAAUACUGGAGCUCUGGUUAACUGGCAGCCACCGGUUGAGGAGCGCCCCAAACCCAGCGAUUUAGCUGUCAUUAUGUACACCAGCGGGUCCACCGGGACUCCGAAAGGGGUAGAAAUGAUGCAUGACAAUAUCAUCUGCACCAUUGCGGGCGUUUUCCGUCGUAUGCCGAAGCUAAAUCCCGAAUCAGACAUCUACAUAGGCUAUCUUCCGUUGGCUCACGUGCUGGAACUUACCUGCGAACUGUGCAUUCUUAUCAUGAGCAUCCCCAUCGGCUACUCGAACCCACAAACCCUUACAAAUACCUCUACGCGCAUCAAGAAGGGCGCUUGUCAGGGUGACAUUAACGUCCUCAAACCCACUCUCUUUGCCACCGUGCCUGUAGUUUUGGAUCGCAUUGCAAAGGCUGUGUGGGAGAAGGUCAAGGAAGGUGGCCCUCUUUUAGAGGCUAUUUUCCACUUUGCCUACGACUACAAGUGCCGUCGUUUGCACACGGGCUUUCCGAGUUUCCUUGUGAACCUCCUCAUCUUCCGCAAGGUGCGUGAUCUCGUCGGUGGUCGUCUGCGCUUACUCGUUUCUGGGGGUGCUCCACUCUCCGAGGAGUCGCAUCUCUUUACAAACGUCUGUUUUGCCCCCAUUAUGCAAGGGUAUGGCCUGACAGAGACGUGCGCUGCUGCCACUCUGAUGGAGUGCGGCGACCUGCGAGGUCAUCACGUAGGCGCGCCAAUCCCAAGCAUUCAGAUUCGAUUGCGUGCCUGGCAGGAGGGCGGCUACUCACCCUACGAUAAACCCUUCCCCCGUGGUGAGAUUCUUAUCGCUGGUGGUAGCGUUAGUCGCGGUUACUACAAGAAUCCUGAAGCUACUGCUGAUGCCUUCUUUACUGACAAAAAUGGUAUCCGCUGGUUCUGUACUGGGGACAUUGGAAUGAUUCACCAGGAUGGUAGUUUCUCAAUCAUUGAUCGCAAGAAAGACUUGGUGAAGCUCCAAGGAGGGGAGUAUGUGUCAUUGGUGAAGGUGGAGCUUGCAUUGAGUCAGUCGGUGUAUGUGGAGAACGUCUGUGUGUACGCAGAUCCACGGGAGAACUACACAAUCUGCUUCAUCUAUCCCAAACUCACUCAGGUACGCAAAUUGGGUGCUGAAUUGGGCCUUCUUGACGCGGCCUCCGAGGCUGCGCAUGCCAGUCUACCGCCGGAUAAGUUGGAGGAAUCGACAGCCGUAUCUCUAGCUGAACACGCCUUCCUUUGCCAUAACCCACAGGUCAUUGAACGAAUCACUGAGGAUGUUCGACGGGUGGGUGGGGCGAAACGGCUCGCAUCUUUUGAGAUUCCACGUAAAGUGGUCUUGGAUCCGGAUCCUUGGACGCCCGAGUCGGGCCUAGUGACGGACGCCUUGAAGAUCAAACGCUUUAACAUCAAGAGAAAAUUCGAGGACGAUAUCAAAAGAAUGUAUGCCGCGUAG
Hydatigera taeniaeformis is the source of this 2394-nucleotide messenger RNA. The record is from the annotation of a GenBank genome assembly. Lineage: Eukaryota; Metazoa; Platyhelminthes; Cestoda; Cyclophyllidea; Taeniidae.